ACAUGCCUCUAGAAUGAAACCAGUCAGUCUCAUCUGCCUGGGUAGUUCCCUGGUUGCUUUAACUAGAAGGAGAAAAUGAACAGAUGAACCAGCAAAGCUCAUCUCACUUCUCAGAAUUGAUUCUUUGACCCUUUUUACUGUCUGUGCACCUCUGAAAAUCUCCUCCAGCUUUUAUCUGCAGCGUUCCAUCUUUUGCAAUAGAGGAAAGCCCCUGAAGCUUUUUCCCCCCUUUUAAAAGAAUCCACCUCUGCAGCCAGACACCAAGCUUCGUUUCUGUGCCAAAGACAUGAAGCAUCGUCUGGGCUUCCUGCUGCAGAAGUCGGACUCCUGUGACUACAGCUCUUCCCAGAGCAAGAAGGAGAAAAUAGCUUCAAGCCAGAGGGUUAGCCAAGAAGAAGUCAGAAAGUGGGCAGACUCUUUGGAAAACUUGAUCCAUCAUGACAGAGGACUGGCUGCUUUCCGUGCUUUUCUCAAAUCCGAGUACAGUGAGGAAAACAUCGAGUUCUGGGUCAGUUGUGAGGACUACAAGAAAACCAAGUCACCAGCCAAGCUCAGCCUCAAGGCUAGAAAGAUCUAUGAUGAAUUCAUCUCAGUGCAGGCAACAAAAGAGGUGAACCUGGAUUCAUGCACACGGGAGAAGACGAGCCACAACGUGCUGGAACCUACGCUGUCUUGCUUUGAUGAGGCUCAGAGAAAAAUAUUCACCCUCAUGGAAAAGGAUUCUUACCGCCGUUUCCUCAAGUCCCCCUACUACCUGGACUUGGUCAGCCCACCUGGGCCCGAAACCUGCAAAAGAAGCCACAGUCACACCUUAGACUGCAACUCUAACAUCAUCUCUCAGUGUGCCUGAACCUGCAGCAAGGCAGGAGCGGGCUGGGCUCUCACAAGAAUAGAUGGCAGCAAAAGCAUUCAUUGGCAUGAAGCAGCAGAGCUGUCUCCAAUAGCUGUCUAAUGUCCCCGUUGUAUCCCAUGUCAUGCAACAGCCAGCAUUUGUAACCCAAGCCAGGCUCAGUUUGUGUAGCAAACCCUCCUCUCACUCCAUCGGUGUAGGAGCCCUGGAGUCUGCGUCUG
Antrostomus carolinensis (chuck-will's-widow) is the source of this 1071-nucleotide messenger RNA. It is a transcript of the gene RGS4, whose product is annotated as regulator of G protein signaling 4. The record is from RefSeq and is a predicted model, not a curated record. NCBI's taxonomy places the organism in Eukaryota, Metazoa, Chordata, Aves, Caprimulgiformes, Caprimulgidae. Bases 287 to 850 code for a protein of 187 amino acids. The transcript is spliced from 6 exons.